AUACGUGGGUCUGUACCAACUUUUUGGAGUCAAAAAGGUUAUAAAUAUCGUCCUCCUCUCACUAUUGAACGUCCGCUUGAAGAAAGUAUGCCGUAUUUCACAACACAUAUGCAGUCGCUGCUAGAACAUUAUGGAUCACCUUUGGUCGUCGUGAAUCUUGUUGACCAAGCUGGAAGGGAGCUGAAGCUAGCCAAGAGUUUUGUAGAGAUUGUGAAGAGAUGGUUCGCGGCUCAAGCUUGCUUGAAUUCGCUGCCUGGAGCAGCAAUCAAAGAAAUGGCUGCAAGUGCAUCUACCACAAUCUGUAAAGGGCCCAUUAUUGGAUUUAUACAUGCGCUCAUCAUCUUGCAAGUUGCCUUUCAGCAUGCUGUGAAAUUUGAUUCGCCUAACUUGCACUUCGUUUCAUUUGAUCUUCAUCGUCAAUGCCGCGGCUUGAAGUUUGAUAAGAUUAAUGAUCUCGUCUCAAGACUACAUGAAUUAUUAGGAGAAAUUAGUUAUUGUUGGGUGGACAAAACAGGUGAAGUUGUAAAAACACAACGUGGUGUAGUGCGAACCAAUUGUAUAGACUGCUUGGAUCGUACGAAUUUAGUGCAGGGAGCGAUAUCACAAUGGGUUUGCAUGCAGCAAGCCCAAAGGCUAGGACUGUUCGGUCCACUGUGUGAGCCACCCGAGGCUUUGGUGCUCCUGCUGCAAAACAUGUGGGCAGACAACGGUGAUGCUAUCUCGACACAGGUGUGUUUGUCAGUUGGUUCUGGCGGUGUCGAACGUGCAGUCAUUCAGUCUUUUUUCCGGGAUUUUUCUGUUAACCAAUAUCUAUUUAAAUGCUCACAGUAUGCUGGGACUGCAGCUCUGAAAGGAGAUGUCACUCGAAGCGGCGAGCGACGAUUUGCUGGAAUUAUGAAAGAUGGCUAUAACAGUGCAUCACGUUACUAUCUCUCCCAU
Messenger RNA from Cylicostephanus goldi, 939 nucleotides. Lineage: Eukaryota; Metazoa; Nematoda; Chromadorea; Rhabditida; Strongylidae. The record is from the annotation of a GenBank genome assembly.